AUGGCUCCAUUGCAGUUCUACCUCGCCAACGCCUUCGCCUCGACUCCCCACGGCGGCAACCAGGCGGCCAUCGUCCUCCUUCCUUCCGGCGAUGCUCGUGCGUCCGACGAGAAGUGGAUGUCCAAUGUCGCUAAGGACUUUGCGCUUCCGAUGACUGCCUUCUGUGAGGAGAUCGACGCAGCUGCGGGGCAGUACUCGAUGCGAUGGUUCACACCGGCAGGUAUGGAAUCCCCUCUGUGCGGGCACGCGUCGCUCGCAACCGCCGGCGUGCUCUUCCCUUUCUUCCCCUCCCUCAAGGCUCUCAGCUUCAAGACGCAGAAGCGGGGCACGAUCGUGGCGACGCUGAACGGGCUGGAGAACGGCGCUAUUGACGUCGGCCUCUCCCUCCCGAUCGCGGAGGCGCCGCAACCCUCCGCUGACACUGCGGCCAUGUUCGGCCCCGUCAUCUCGCGCGCGACGGGCCUUACGCCGGACAAGUUUGUCCAGUUUGCCCGGAUCGAGCACGGCGAGGGCGUCAUUGCCGAGCUCACGCCGGACGUGGAUCUGCAGAACCUGCCCGUCGACACGAGCAAGCUCCUUCCCGAACUGAAGCACCAUGGUGUCCUGACGCAGGUCGUCGGCCAGGGCGAGGGAGGCGUCCGCAUUAACUCGCGCGUGUUCGUGCCCGCUGUCGGUAUUCCGGAGGACCCCGUUACCGGAUCCGCCCACGCCCUCCUGACGCAGUACUACCUCGCUGGUCCCGGAGCGCCGCGCAUCACGGCCGUCACUGGCGUGCAGAACGCAACCGCCGAUGCGCAGGGCACGACGCUGGAUGCGCACCAAGUCUCGGUGCGCGGGGGAGCGAUGAAGUGCCAGCUCGUCGACGGGCGGGCCCAGGUCGUAGGCCGCGUCUACCAGUGGGCCGAGGGCAAGCUGAACUCGCCAUGA
This is a messenger RNA of Trichosporon asahii var. asahii CBS 2479, 927 nucleotides long. RefSeq lists its product as uncharacterized. Gene Ontology annotation, molecular function: isomerase activity. The transcript has 3 exons. Lineage: Eukaryota; Fungi; Basidiomycota; Tremellomycetes; Trichosporonales; Trichosporonaceae. Bases 1 to 927 code for a protein of 308 amino acids. Gene Ontology annotation, cellular component: cytoplasm. The record is from RefSeq and is a predicted model, not a curated record. Gene Ontology annotation, biological process: biosynthetic process.